This is a messenger RNA of Triticum turgidum subsp. durum (durum wheat), 1272 nucleotides long. The record is from the annotation of a GenBank genome assembly. NCBI's taxonomy places the organism in Eukaryota, Viridiplantae, Streptophyta, Magnoliopsida, Poales, Poaceae.
AUGAUAGAUACAAAUCCUUCCUUCUUUUCCCAGUUCACUGUUGUCAUUGCGACACAGCUUCCUGAGAGUUCUUUAUUGAAAUUAGAUAGUAUCUGCGGGAGCGCAAAUAUUGUUUUGGUUGCUGCGCGUUCAUAUGGUUUAACUGGCCUUGUCAGGGUCAGCAUCAAGGAGCACUGUGUUAUAGAAUCAAAACCAGACCACUUCUUGGAUGAUUUGCGGUUGCACAAUCCCUGGACUGAACUCAAGCAAUUUGCAAAGUCAAUUGAUAUAUGCGACAAGGAUGCCGUUGUGCACAAGCAUACUCCAUACAUUGUUAUCCUCGUGAGGCUUGCAGAAAAAUGGGCAGAUGCGCAUGAUGGGCAGUUACCUUCGACCAGGCAAGAGAAAAGGGAAUUUAAGGACCUAAUUCGAGCCCAUAUGCUUAACGUAGAUGAAGACAAUUACAAAGAAGCAGUAGAAUCUUCAUACAAAGUUUCAGUAACUCCAGGAAUCAGUGAGUUGAUAAUCCGUCAGAUAAUUGAUGAUAGCUCCUCUGAAGUCAAUUUUUCUUCUUCAGAUUUUUGGGUUUUAGUGUCUGCUUUGAAGGAAUUUAUCACAAAUGAGGGUAAUGGUGAGCUACCUCUCGAGGGAACAAUACCUGAUAUGACAUCACUUACCGAGUAUUAUGUAAGCCUACAAAAGAUUUACCAAGCUAAGGCUGAAUCUGAUUGCCUUGCCAUGGACCAUCGUGUGAAGAGUAUUUUGAAGCGGAUUGGUAGAGAUCCUGAGUCUAUUUCAAGGGCAUAUAUCAAAACAUUUUGCAAAAACACUAGAAAACUCAAAGUCUGUAGAUACCGCAGUAUGGAGGAGGAGUUUAGCUCUCCAGUCCUAUCUAAAGUUCAAAAGUACUUUGCCGACGAAGACAGUUGCUACGCAAUGAACUUCUAUGUUCUGCUACGUGCUGUUGACCAGCUUGCUGCCAGCUAUAACAGAUUACCUGGAAUAUUCGACAGCAUUGGGUCCACUAGUGAGAUUGUUGAGGAUGUUCCUAGGCUGAAGGCGGCUGCUGUCUCGGUGCUGAGUGACAUGGGUUUGAAGGGAGCAUCCUUGUCUGAAGACCUGGUUGCUGAAGUGUGCCGUUUUGCGGGUGCAGAGAUUCACCCCGUUGCUGCCUUCAUUGGCGGAGUGGCCUCCCAGGACGUAAUCAAGCUGGUGACCAAGCAGUUUGUGCCGCUGAAUGGAACAUUCAUAUUCAACGGAAUCGACCUCAAAUCCCAAGUCUUGGCCUUAUAA